GGUUUUAGUCUGAAAAUGAGUUACGGCAGUAGAGGGCCCCCAAAUACAGAAGGAAUGACAUCUUUGAAGGUGGACAAUUUAACAUACAGAACUCGACCUGAAGAUCUUCGACGGGCCUUCGAGAAAUUUGGAGAUGUUGGAGAUGUUUACAUACCACGCGAUCGAUUUACAAAGGAGAGUCGAGGGUUCGCGUUCAUACGGUUCUACGACAAAAGGGACGCCGAAGAUGCAAUGGACGAAAUGGAUGCUUCGAUGAUGGAUGGAAGAGAAUUGAGAGUUCAGAUGGCAAGAUAUGGUAGACCGACAAAUCAAAGAUAUGAUAAUCGAAGAUACGAUAACAGACGAAACAACUAUCAUGUAAUAUAUUUCAGGUCCAGAUCAAGGGACAGACAUUCAAGAAGACGAAGAUCAAGAUCCUACAGUAGAUCAAAAUCUCGCAGUCGAUCAAGGAGUAGAUCAAAAUCAAGAAGCCCAACUCGUUCAAGAAGCAGAUCAGCAAGUGAACCUAGAAAAUCGAGAUCAAGAUCACCAUCGAAAUCACCGCAAGCAAAUGGAGGAGGAUCACCGGGUGAUGCACAGCAGGAAGCAGAUUAAAAGGGGUGUUCAAUUUAGUGCUACGACACCAGUGUUAUUGGCUGGGUUUUUAAGACAAUGGAGAGAUAACCUGUGCUGCUGACAUUAACUCUAGGAAACCUAGUACAGUUAUAAAAGGUUACUAUCAUUUCCAUGGUAGAUGUCUUUAUCUCUCCAUCAUGUAAAUAAUUAUAGACAAACAGUUUUUAUUUGUGAGCAAUCUUGAAUGCUAGUUACACUUGCAUCCAUUUAUGAGAAUCCUUUUGAUUGCUAUCAUUCAGUUUUUUAAAAUCCAUCAGUUUUGAAUUUAAAAGAUUUUAAUGUCUAAUAAAUUUACAUUUAUUAAC
Lottia gigantea (owl limpet) is the source of this 920-nucleotide messenger RNA. RefSeq lists its product as hypothetical. Gene Ontology annotation, molecular function: RNA binding. The record is from RefSeq and is a predicted model, not a curated record. The transcript has 2 exons. NCBI's taxonomy places the organism in Eukaryota, Metazoa, Mollusca, Gastropoda, Lottiidae. The coding region runs from base 16 to 594 and encodes 192 amino acids.